AUGAAACUCCACGCCCGCCAGAGCUGCCAGAAUCUGGUCCGCGUUCUUUUAUCCCCCAGUCUUUGGUUUGACGUCUUCUGGCCAAAGACUCGCCAGUAUUGGUUCUCGCUUUUGUUUAUUGGCGUAUUAAGUGCCAAAGUUCUUCACAUUUACUCCCAUCUCAACUCCCUUACCGUCGCUCGUUUCGUGCUCUGGGGCCCUACAUUCUUUUUACAAGAUAUUAUCUGCAUCCUCAUUGCAUAUUGGAUUUGUCAGGAUUUUCCUAGAAAAUGGGUUCGUGGUGUGCUAGCUUUGGUGGGGAUUUUACUGAGUUUAGUGAUCUCCGUACUGGCCGCUGCAAACAUAUCCUUCUAUACUAAAACUGGCGCUGAGAUUCACUGGCGACAAGCGCAUUCCUUCCACCGUGAUGCCGCUUCGGUCAAGACACUUUUGACUGGGCUGACGGGUAUCUUCAUUGGCGAGAUUCUGUUCGGUUUUAUUGCAUGGGCAUCUACUCCGUUCCUAUACAACCUCACGAGCAAAGGUGUUUCGAUUUUGAAAGUGGCUCUCUCUCCGCUUUUCAGAUGCUGGAAACGAGAUCUCCAAGACAAUUACGAGCAGUUGGAUGUUGAAGACUGGGAAAAGGAUGAGAACAAUGAUCCCGAGUCACAAGCAAUAUUAGGGUCGCACAAGUCCAAAGGAAAUAUCCAAACCAAGCCAUCUCUUCUGCCUCGGGUGCUUCUCGUCUCGGCUGCUGUUUAUAUAUUUGUUCUUCGCGUCUUUCGCCCAUCCGACGAUGCCUAUGGCUUUCUUUCACAGACAGUGAUUAUCACUCCAUUCGAAAAGUCACCAGGUGCAGAUUCGACUUCGGUGGUUAUUCCAGAUUUACCGGGCGACUACAGCUGGCUGUAUAACCACACCGCACUGGAUGAAGCUCCAAAGUUCGAUUGGCUCCCCCUCGAGGAAGUAGCCGGUUUCCGAGACUGGUACAAAGGCGCCAAUGGCACCCAGCGGCAACACUACGACCCGGCCCUGGACCCUUUACACAUUUCCAAUCUUGAUCGUGACAUUAUAGAGUCAUUGCGGGACACUCUCAGUGGUGGAAAUAUUAGCAUCAAACAUGUCCUCCUGAUCAAAUUGGAAAGCACCCGUGCGGACGUUUUCCCUGUGCGCAAAGAAUCCUAUCUCGGCGACCUGAUUCGAGACGCGCAUUUCGACAAAAAAAUACCCGAUGAGGUUGUCAAGCGAUUAGCCAACCUAACGCCUAAUGCAGAGAGAUUCACGGGAGUUCAGUCCGGUUUCGACAAUAAUAACAAAGAAUUUCAACCAUAUGGUGGUAUUUUUGCGACCAAUGCUUAUACAGGCGAUACCUUCACUCUCAAAAGCAUUCUCGCUAGUGUCUGCGGUAUUGCGCCCUUGGUUGUCGACUUCAAUCGUGAAUACCUGCACCAUAUCUACGAGCCUUGCAUGCCACAUAUCUUGAAUGCCCUGAACAUGAUGCCAAAUGUCACGAAGGAUGUGCAACAAGAUGACUACAAGACUUGGCCCUGGCACUCGUUAUUCAUGCAAAGCAUCACCGAUAACUAUGACAAUCAGAACUAUCUUCUUCCAGCACUGGGAUUCGAUGAGAAAAUCACCGACGAAACAAUUACCGAGGACUCGAAGAAGAAGAAGGGACCACGUCCACAAAAGUUCAAUUUCUGGGGAUACCCAGAACAUGAACUUCGUGGUUACCUUUCGCAGGCUGUCCUGGAUGCGGAAACAAAGCAAGAGCGGCUUUUCAUCACUCACCUAACAGGUCAAACACACUAUCCUUGGGAUAUGCCUGUGGGUGAAAAGUAUGAGAAAUUUAUGCCAACCAGCAUUUUCAACCACAAUGACAGAAUCGCCCGCUACUUAAACACCCUCGGUGUUGCAGACAGGUGGCUCGGAGAAAUCCUUGAAGUUCUGGAAGAGACCGGUGUAAUUGAUGAGACCUUGAUAGUCAUGGUCGGUGACCAUGGUCUAUCAAUUAUUGAAGAUGGUGGAGCCACACCAUACGACAACCCUCAUGUAUCCAACUUCCAUGUUCCCCUUGUCUUCUCGCACCCACAGCUACCACCAAUCAACGUCAACGGCCGUGUCACAUCCAUGCAAAUUCUCCCCACCAUUCUCGAUCUUCUAGUCGAAUCUGGCUCUGUUGAUGAAGCUGCAACACAUGCCAUCAAAGACCUCCUCCCUCUUUACGAAGGCCAGUCUAUUAUCCGAGAUCUCGUUCCAGAGAAGGAUGGGCGACAAGACUGGCAAUUUGCCGUGAUGAACACCGGCGGAACCUGGCUUGCUUUACGAUCUGCAUCGAAGCCAUACCGUUUAGUUAUUCCUUUGGUCCAGGAUGUGGAGUGGAGAUUCACGGACGUCGAUAUUGAUCCGCAUGAGCUCCAUACUCUGCAGUCAUUUUCUUUGAUUCCUUUGCUGGAAGAUGUCGCGAGGAUUCAUAGUGAUGAGGCUGUGGAGUGGAUCAAGGAAGCCGCACAUGUCACACAGUGGUGGGUUUCUGAAAACUGGCGUCGGUAUGAAUACGUGCCGGAAAACUAA
Molecule: messenger RNA, 2553 nt
Organism: Penicillium pulvis
Lineage: Eukaryota; Fungi; Ascomycota; Eurotiomycetes; Eurotiales; Aspergillaceae
Exons: 3
Coding region: 1-2553 (850 amino acids)
Source: RefSeq, a predicted model, not a curated record